Molecule: messenger RNA, 1926 nt
Organism: Daldinia caldariorum
Lineage: Eukaryota; Fungi; Ascomycota; Sordariomycetes; Xylariales; Hypoxylaceae
Product: oligopeptide transporter
Exons: 7
Coding region: 133-1701 (522 amino acids)
Biological process (GO): transmembrane transport
Cellular component (GO): membrane
Molecular function (GO): dipeptide transmembrane transporter activity
Source: RefSeq, a predicted model, not a curated record
UCUCAUCUCCCUUUUUCUCUCUCAUGUUCUUGAAACACUCCUCCUCUUGACUAUCGUGCUCCUACACACGAGCUGGUUGAGUCCUCUUUGACCAUACCCCAGCGCCGGAAACUUGGGUAGUUUUUCGACAUCAUGUCUGAGAACAAGGAGAUAGAUCCUCCACAAGUAGCAUCUGUCGACCCGAGCGAGGACGAGCUGCCAGCUGUCCGGGGCCCCGUUUCGUACAAAGUAUGGCUUGUUCAAAUCCUGUACCUCAUGGAAAGAGCAGCUUUCUACGGCCUCAGCCAGCCCCUCCAAAACUACCUUCAGCUUUCUCGAGAUGACCCUGUUCGCCCGGGGGGUCUUGGCCUAGGGCAGGCAAGAGCAGUGCUGGUAUUAUAUGUUUGGUUCGCAUACAGCUACAGCACGCCUCUAAUUGGAGGACUGCUGUCCGACUGUUGGCUCGGCCGUCGUAAGACGAUUCAAAUUGGAUUCAUAAUUUACGCCUUGGGACUAGCUAUUAUCACUGCUACGGCUUUCACGGAGCGUAUCUACGGCGCGGGCGGCCUCCCCGGUUUCGUAGUGGGCAUGUUCCUUGUCGGCGCUGGCACAGGAACUGUGAAACCCAAUAUAACAGUCUUCUUAAUCGAUCAGCUCCCCGAAGAGGAACCCAAAGUCGUGAAAUUGAAAGAUGGGAGCUCAGCGGUGACGAGUCGUGAACUUACGAUUCGGUUGAUAUACAAUGUCAAUUACUGGUGUAUCAAUGUCGGGGCUUUAUUCGGUAUCGUAACGACUAACGUGGAACUGCAUGCCGGCUUUGGAUUUGCCUUUCUAAUUCCCCUUGGCUUGAUCAUUGCAUCUGCAACAGGCUUCCAAGUGGCAUAUUUAAAAUUCGAGACGGCACCAUCUACCGGCAACGCCAUCGCGAAUGUCUUCAACGCAUUGCGUCGUCGUCGAGAGGCAGCCCAGCGCACCGCAGAUCAGACAACAGAAGUUGCGAAGCAAUCAUCUGGCCAACAAGAAGAUGGCACGCCAACUCCAGAGCAAGAUGCGGCCGUAAUCGCUGACGCAAAGCGCGCAAUCCGAGCUUGUCUAGUAUUCCUCCCUUUCCCGGCUCUAUUUUUGUCUAUAAAUCUCAUGGACACUACCCUCGUAGCGCAAGCCGGCUCGAUGCAGACCCACGGCCUGCCGAACGACAUCCUGUUCAGCCUGAAUCCGAUAUCCGUUUUGGUCUUCUUGCCCUUCUUCCAGAACUGGAUCUAUCCCGCGCUGGCGAAGAGAAAGAUUGACUUCUCACCCAAGCACCGCGUCGGCGCAGGCCUUUUCUGUGCCGCACUUGCGAUUGGAUAUGCUGCAGGAAUUCAACACCUAAUAUACGUCACCGGCCCAUGUUUCGAUCGUCCACUGAAGUGCCUCGGUGGAGGCAUACCUAAUGACGUGAGCGUCGGGGCUCAAACGCCAACUUAUGCAUUCCUCGGAUGGGCAGAAAUCCUUGCCAUAGUGUCGGGCACUGAACUUGCUUAUUCCCGGGCUCCGGGAAGCAUGAAGUCGAUCGUCCAGGCUCUCUUCAACAUUUUCAGCGCCUUGGGCUCGGUGCUGGGUAUCGCUGUGUCGUUUGCCGCCUACGAUCCCAACAUGGUCAUUGUAUAUGGAGCCAUCACCGGGUUGUUGCUUUUGGCCAGCUUUGGGUUGGAGGCUACCAUGUUCGUCAGGGGUAAGUAAAGGCUCCAGCUGAACGGUCAAAUCUGGGGUUCCUAUGGGAAUACCCAAGAACACGUCGCAAGUUAUUUUGGGGUUGCCGCAUGAUCCAAUAUUGCCAUGGCAGACCAAUACAUAUUGAAUAGAGGAAGCGGAAAAGGGUGGUAGAAUAAAGAUGUCGUGAGAUAUAGUUUAGAACAAUCAAAAUUAUAAGAUUAUUUUAAUCAAGAGAAUCGUUCUCCUAUUCAA